GGGGACUAAAUGGGGAUGGUGGGGGUGGGGUACUGUCUAGUGUCAGCCUAGGGAGUAGGCAGGUACACAUUGUGUCCAGCUUGGGGGCAAGGGGCAGGACCUUCUCAACUACCAUUUUUCUAAAAUUUGGGCAAGAUUCUUUUAGUUACUGACGUCAGAGACUAACUUUAACCCAGGUUAAGCUUUAAGAGACAAUUAUUAGCUCAUAUAAUUGAAAUAUCUGAGGGGCUGGAUUUCAGGCCUGGCAUGAUCCAGGUACUUAAAUGGUAUCAGGUUACUGGCUCUUUAUCUGUCAGCUCCGUUUCAUUUUCACGCAAGAUUCUGUACUUAGAGGGGAGGGUGGCCCUUGGCAGUCAAUCCUUUGUAAGUGUGCUCUUAAAAAAAAAAGAAAAAGCUUUCCGCGUCCCUCACUGUGGGCGUUGGGACAGAGCGGCGCAGUCCGCUCAGAGGGUUCUAGGCCAGCUGCUUCAUCACGGACCCCACCGCCGCCGACCCCACUCCUCAUUGAAGAGGAGAUGGAGAGCCAGAACAGCGCCAUUGCCGCCCGCGUGUGCAGGUCCUGCAUUUGUUUCGACUGCAAGAGGCAGAGUGACCCCAACUUCAGGAACAGGCUGCGAGAACAAAGAAAGAAACAGAAGCUUGCCAAGGAGAGAGCUGCACUUUCCAAGUUACCUGACCUUAAAGAUGCUGAAGCCAUUCAGAAAUUCUUCCUCAAAGAAAUACAGCUUAGUAAAGAGUUACUAGCUCAAGGCGAAUAUGAGAAGGGUGUGGACCAUCUGACAAACGCAGUUGCUGUGUGUGGACAUCCACAGCAGUUACUGCAAGUGUUGCAGCAAACUCUUCCACCACCAGUGUUCCAGUUGCUUCUGACUAAGCUCCCAACAACUAGAGAAUUGUUAAGUGCUCAGAGCUUGCCCGAAGAUGAUGUGGAAUGAGAAACAAAUGUCAGCAUAAUCAUCUCAAUUAAAAAAUAUUUUUAAAAUCUUUUUUAAAAAAAAAGAAGAGGAGAGAGACUUCUUGGUCAAUACCCACAUCAGUCUCCAAAAAUUGACCCUGCUGUCGAGUGUCCACUCCUGUUCCAAUUAGUGCUUCCUGAGGGGUGACAUUCUCUGCCCGGCAGCUUGACUUCUCUUGUCGUCCCUAUGAGGGGAGGCAGGCCCCUUGAUUUACACCCUAACAGCCCCAUAGCGUGAGGAACU
Orcinus orca (killer whale) is the source of this 1199-nucleotide messenger RNA. RefSeq names its product mitochondrial import receptor subunit TOM20 homolog. Gene Ontology annotation, molecular function: transmembrane protein transporter activity. Gene Ontology annotation, cellular component: mitochondrial outer membrane; mitochondrial outer membrane translocase complex. The record is from RefSeq and is a predicted model, not a curated record. The coding region runs from base 264 to 935 and encodes 223 amino acids. NCBI's taxonomy places the organism in Eukaryota, Metazoa, Chordata, Mammalia, Artiodactyla, Delphinidae. The transcript has a single exon. Gene Ontology annotation, biological process: protein import into mitochondrial matrix; tRNA import into mitochondrion; protein targeting.